Molecule: messenger RNA, 669 nt
Organism: Egretta garzetta (little egret)
Lineage: Eukaryota; Metazoa; Chordata; Aves; Pelecaniformes; Ardeidae
Gene: HOXA10
Product: homeobox A10
Exons: 3
Biological process (GO): regulation of transcription by RNA polymerase II
Cellular component (GO): nucleus
Molecular function (GO): DNA-binding transcription factor activity, RNA polymerase II-specific; RNA polymerase II cis-regulatory region sequence-specific DNA binding
Source: RefSeq, a predicted model, not a curated record
CAAGCGUCCGAUCUGUCCUACGGACUGCAAAGCUGCGGACUUUUCCCCGUCCUGAGCAAACGCAAUGAAGGUACUCCUCAAAGCAUGGUCCCCAGCUCGCACCCCUACGUGUCAGGGAUGGAAGUGUGGCUAAAACCCCCCCGCUCCUGCCGCAUGGAAGAGCCGGAGAGCCAGCAGGCCACCUCGUGCUCCUUCGCCCCCAGCAUCAAGGCGCCUCCAUCUUUGCCUGCCGUCCCGGACGCGGGGAGGAAGGAGGACGAGGAGCGGUCCCCCAGCCCCUUGGCGUGUGUCUCCCAGAGGGAGGACGAGACUCAGGCUUCAUCUUCCACCGCAGAGGAGCUCUCUCCAGCUCCCUCAGAGAGCAGCAAAGCCUCUCCCGAGAAAGAGCCCGUAGGCAAUUCAAAAGGAGAAAAUGCAGCAAACUGGCUCACGGCAAAAAGUGGCAGAAAGAAACGGUGCCCCUAUACCAAGCAUCAAACUCUCGAGCUGGAAAAGGAGUUUCUGUUCAAUAUGUACCUGACUCGUGAGCGUCGCCUAGAGAUCAGCCGCACAGUCCACCUCACAGACAGACAAGUUAAAAUCUGGUUUCAGAACCGCAGAAUGAAACUGAAGAAAAUGAACAGAGAGAAUAGGAUUCGGGAGCUCACAGCCAACUUUAAUUUCUCUUGA